UCUGGUCAUAGAGGAAGAGGUUGCUGCUCUUGUCAGGGAUUUGUUUUCUAGGCUCUGUUCCUGUAUCCUGCCAUAUCCUGUGCCACAGCAAGGUGUACAUCAGCAGGAAUGGGUAUGAUAUACCAGCUACCGGGAUGCUGGCUGAUCAGUAUACCAACAGCGGCAUCCAGUCUGCCGGUUUAAUAGAAGAAAGUCCCCUCGCAGGGUCGCUACAUUCCCCACAUUCCGGCCCGAUGGUGAGACCCGAGUAGGAAUUAUGGAUGGGUAUCGGCAUUCUGACUGCCGGUAAUACGUCAGCUGUCAGGAUUCCGGCGUGGGGCUCCUGAACGCUGGGAUCCUAAUAGCCGGCAUUAUAACUGUAUCCCCAGCAAGGAUUGCCACAGAAAGAAAGCACUUGGCAGCGGCGGAAACGUCAGACAUAUGAAAGAUGUGGUAGCUGCGGGCACUCGGCAGUGGUCUGGAAUCUGGGCAUUCUGCAGCGGCGAGAGCCGCGGGAACUCUACUCGUCAUUGGCACAGUAGUGGACACUUGGCUCAACACCGGUUGCCAUCUGGAAUGUCUGGCUAUGUUUUGGCACCUGGAAUGGCUGAGUAAGACGGCAUUGCCUGAGAGAACAUGUUGGAUGCAACUGUGGGGAAGACGGACAAAAGCAGGAACCCAGGAAUCUAAUGGAUGGAGAACACUGUCAAGAAAGUGGCAGUGAGAAUAUUGGACAAGAUCAUGGAACACCAAACACUAGAAAUGCACAAGAGCUCCAUCACUGUUUCCUAAAGGAGCCACCCAGUUGUGUGAGAGACCGUACGUCUACAACUAACUAUUUCCACACACCUGCCAUGAACAGAUCCAAUGGACAGAUACCGCCCCACGGAAGUGAUACACAUCAGCAACCAAAGUGUUGUCACUGCAAUCCCCAAGAGCGCAAGUCAAACUACACAGUACCCCAACUACCCGGCCAUGAAGAUCUGAGAACACUGUGUUCCCAUCAGUCUAGUGUCAAUCUUUCCACAGACACUUCACAUCAGGCCACAGAUUGCCUGUGGAAGCAGUGGGGAAAUAGCCAGAGGGCAACACAAACAAUGCAGCAUCAUGUAGUGACUGUAAGGCACGAUAAAGCAUUCAGGAUGCCAAAAAGUUACUCUCAGCUGAUAACUGACUGGCCACUACCCAUCUUGGCAGUCUGUUUGGUCCUGAUGUUGGUGUGUACGUUGGCUGGGCUCCUGAUUGGACAAAUGCCAGACUUUUCCGACCCUUUGAUGCAGGGUUUUGAACCCAGAGAUACAGAAAUUGGGAGGAAAUUAACAACCUGGAAAAAUAUACAGAGCAACACUGGCUACAGAAAGGCUCUGUCUGCCUAUCCGCAUGGCGAGAAGAACAGUUUGGAUGACCUUGAACCCAGCAGAAGGAAUGAGAAGCUAUUUCAACAAGUCCCCAGAAGAGACACCCGUUACCGUAGGAUGGUGGAGCAAAAAGAUGGAGUAGAUGGCUUUUUCUGUGGACCACCAGCAAAGAGCUACUCCCAACUAGUAUUCAUGUCUAAAACAGCAGGCAGUCUGUGGAACCUGCACGCAAUACAAUCUAUGUGCCGCAUAGAAAAAGAGAAGAUCCGUUCACACUCCAGUUUCCCAGAGCUGUGUGAACACAACGACAACAAGGAAUGUUGUCCCAGCUGGUCACUUGGAAACUAUAUUUCAAUCCUGUACAACCGGUCUUCAUGCAUGGAAAUCACGCAGAGUGACAUCUCUCACACACUGGUCCUUCUCCGAUCCUGCGCUCCAGAUUACCAUAGAGGUGCCCUCACUCCUUCCUGCAUAGGUUCUAGGUUGGAAAGAGAAAAGCAUUCUCAGUGUGCAAAAGUGCCUGAAAAGUGCACCCGAUCAAGUGCCGUUUAUCAGCUUCUCCAUUUUCUAGUUGACAAGGACUUUCUCAGCCCCCAGACCACAGAUUACCAGGUCCCAUCUCUGAAGUACAGCAUGCUGUUUCUGCCAGCCAAAAAAGGGUCUUUGAUGAUGGACAUUUAUCUAGACAACUUGGAAUCCUGGGAUCUCUUUGAUAACUACACAGCAAUCACUGGAAUGGACUUGGGGCUAAAGCAAAAACUCUUCCAGCACUAUCUUGUUUUGGAUACUGUGUAUCCAGUCCUGGCGAUAAUAGCUAUUUUUCUAAGUAUAUCUUUUUACUUGCGUUCUUUUUUUAUCACUUUUAUGGUCUUGAUGUCUGUUGUUGGCUCACUGAUGAUUUCUUUCUUUUUGUACAAGCUGGUCUUUAGAAUGACUUUCUUCCCCUUUGUUAACCUCAUAGCAAUUAUAAUCCUCAGUAGUAUCUGUGCAAAUCACACUUUUGUGUUCUUUGACCUGUGGAACCUCAGCAAGAUACAACAUUCUGCAGCUGGGAUGCUACAAUGGAUGAAGCAUACUAUGCACCAUUUUGGCUAUCUUAUGUUAGUAUCUUGUUUGACAAGUGGAGCGGCUUUCUAUGCCAGUUACAUGAGCAGUAUUACCUCGGUUCGUUGCUUUGCUAUUUACAUGGGAACCUCUGUAUUAGUCAACAUGGCCUUCAUGCUCACCUGGCUUCCUGCCACCAUGGUCCUUUAUGAAAGAUAUAUUACAGUCCAUUGUAAAACUUACAAAUCAGAAGAUUACUGGAACAGCAAUGGGCAUAAAAAGUUCCUUCUUUCUCUCUACCAAAAGCUUAGAGGUGUGCAGAGCACAUUGUCUGAAACAUCUAAACUGCUGUUUGAGAAGCUCCUUCCCUGUGGGGUGAUCAAGUUCCGGUACAUCUGGAUUUGUUGGUUUACUGCCCUGGCAGCCGGAGGUGCUUACAUCGCUUGUGUGAACCCAAAACUAAAACUGCCUGCCUCAGUUAUGUCAGCGGUUCAGAUGUUUCGGCAGAGCCACCCCUUUGAGAGAUACGAUGCUGAAUACUGCCACCAGUUCAUGUUUGAACAUCGGGAACAUGGAGAAGGACAGCAUAUGCCAGUUAUACUGGUAUGGGGCAUUACGCCUGUGGAUAAUGGAGAUCAUCUCAAUCCAAAGAUAAAUGAAACACUUACGAAAGAUGUUACUUUUACCCUCCGUAAUGCUGAUGAUCAGAGGUGGCUUCUGGAGCUUUGCCAUAAGGUGAGAAACCAAAGUUUUUACUAUUCUGAUCAGGAUAAAAAGUCAAACAUUUGCUUCAUGGAAGAUUUCCAGCGUUGGAUGGAAAGUCGUCAGUGCUCACAGAGUGACCAAAACCACAACCUUUGCUGUAACCAAUUCUCCUUCCCGUAUGCAAGUGAUUUGCUGCUUCACUGCAUAAACAUGAUGGUAAGAGAACAAGGAGGUGAUGGACCUGAGGCUUAUGACAUUGGACCCAGGUUUGAUGCUGAAGGUAACCUGACAGCCUUAGUUCUGGAAUUUCAUACAAUGUAUCAUUAUAGCUUCAAUUAUAGCAAAAGCAAGAAAUUCUACAACACUUUAAACCAAUGGCUGACAAAUGAACUAAAGAACGCACCACCGGGGCUCCAGAAUGGGUGGUUUACAAGCAACCUUGCUCUCUUUAACCUGCAGCAUACUCUGAGUACUGAGAUCAUGAUGAUAACUGGCUUUUCCGUGGCGAUUUCAUUCGUGGUUCUGUUGCUUACCACAUGGAAUGUCUUACUCAGUUUAUUUUCAGUUGCUGCCAUAGGAGGCUCAGUACUGGUCACAGUUGGUCUCUUAAUCCUUUUGGAAUGGCAGUUGAAUGUAGUAGAAUCCCUGUUUGUUUCCGUGGCAGCUGGUGUCUCUGUUGACUUUACGGUAAACUACUGCAUUUCCUAUCAUUUGUGUCCACAUCCUGACCGCCUCAGCCGCGUGGCAUUCUCAUUAAAACAGAUGAGCUGUGCCACAGCCAUGGGGGCCUCCACUAUGUUUUCCACUGGGGUAAUAAUGCUGCCAGCGACUGUACUGGCAUACAGAAAAUUGGGCAUAUUUAUUAUGAUGAUUAAAUGCAUCAGCUGUGGCUUUGCCAGCUUCUUUUUCCAGUCGCUUUGCUGUUUCUUUGGCCCAGAGAAGAAUUGUGGACAAAUAUUAUGGCCUUGUGCCAAUGGCCUAAAGGACUCUUCUGAUGAUCUGAGAUUAAAUGGCACAUUUGUUUGUGGUGGAAAUGAGAAGCAGGGCCGGCUAAGGAAAGUUCAGGAAUCCAACGCAGAAAAUGAACAGUAUGAGCUUCAGCCUUUAGCCAGAAACCUUAGUGACAGUUUUGACAAUAGUACUACAACGAGCAAGCUCUCCAAACGUCCAUCUAUUCUAUCUGAGGACAUGCAGUUGUCAGAGAGUAAGUUCCCAAGAAUGGGAACUCAGCAUAUUCAGAAGGAUGAAGUCCAAGAGUUCCAGGAUAAUACUGUUGGGCACAAAGUGUUUAGCCAGUGCCCUGCAUUGCAGACCUCUUCCCCCUACAGACAAAGUAACUACGGGACUGAGAGAGAGGAGCCUGAAGAGUCAUGCAGAAAAUGCAUUUGCCAGAGGGUGAACAGCAAGACAUGGAAUGGAUCUGUGGUGGACCAGCUCCAUGUACAUAACUCACAGUGUCAGACCCAGCCCACUAACUUGCAGAGCCCUAAAGGCAGCAGUCCCACGCACCAUUCCGCAGAUAGAAAUAUCCACAUGUAUGAAUAUUCUCGGUGCCUCUGUUCUAUGGGUAGUUCUUUUGAUGCCCUUGACUCAAACGAAACUUGUCUUAGUGAUUUUGACCAGAGCUCUAAAAUAGCCGACUCAACAAGCUGUUCACCAGAUUUUCUUGAAGUUCCCGACUCCCCCAGCCACAGUGAAAGGGGUCAUUUGAAUGGAAAAAGAGAAACUCUAAGACUGGCUCUAAGAGAAACAGUGUUUGAUUCACCUACAUGCUCAAAACAGACUAAUAUGUUAUGGAAGAGCCAGGCAAACCAAGGUAGUGAUCACUCAGUUGUGCUACCAAACAGCAAACCAGAUAUGCCUGAUGUCUGGAUAAAGAGGACCGGCGAUCAGAGUUCUGGCUAUAUCAGCUGAACAGGCCCUUAAAAAACAUUCAAGAAAGAACUGAAAACUAGUUUCUAAUUUCCCACUGUCUUUGAAGUGUGAAUAAUGAUUAGUAAUAUAGAAUCAAUACUUGUGUUCCCAAGCGAAAGACCACGUAAUGUUCUGCUGAGACAGUAUUUACAUACCACAGCCAUAUGGUGUAAUACAGCAGCGGCUGCAGCGCUGACCACGUAGUGCAGUGGGGAACCGCUUAGCACAUAUAAACAUGUUCUGACGUAUGUAAUAUAUGUGCUAGCUGGUUCCUCCAGGGAUCGGCAGCGAUCUGUGUAUCAGCCGCCGUGCGGCACACGGAACUCAACAUAAGGCUUCACUCUCCUUCUAAGCCCUCCCCCAGACUCCUGUGAAACUAGCCAAUGGGAGUCUCGGGGCGGGCUUAGAAGGAGAGUGUGCAGCUUUAUGCUGGGUGCCGCACGGGGCCUCAUACACACAGCGCUGCCAAUCCCCGGGGCAACAAGCCAGCACAUAUAAUAUCAUACCUUCAUCCCCCCCCCCCCAAACAUUUAUUAUGGUGGAUUCGGGACUUUGCCGCACCCGAUCUCGGAAAGGGGGUGUGGCCUAUGGAAAAGGGGGCAUGGCUUCACGGGAGUGCCAUGAUCACAAGCUACACCCCCCUUUUCAUCACUGAGGGGGCAUGCCCAGCACUCUGUGAGCUGCUGGCAUGCCCCCUCUCUCUCUGUCUCUUGUUAAUAGAUGCUGUGCGCAUGCCAGUGAGUGACAGGAGCCUCCCAACUGCCCACACUGCAGCCCGAAGGGUGGGACAGCGGGACAGUCCCUAUUUUUGGAAAUCUGGACAGUUGGGAGGUAUGCAUAUAUUACAUACAUCAUAACGGUAUCCGUUCACAUGGUCGACCAUGUUGUGGUCGACAGUCAUUAGGUCGACCGCUAUUGGUCGACAUUGACAUGGUCAACAUGGACACAUGGUCGACGCAUGAAAAUGGUCGACACAUGGAAGGUCGACAUAUGAAAAGGUCGACAUGAGUUUUUUUACUUUUUUUUCUUUUGGGGAACUUUUCCAUACUUUACGAUCCACAUGGACUACGAUUGGAACGGUAAAGUGUGCCGAGCGAAGCAGUAGCGGAGCGAAGGCACCAUGCCCGAAGCAUGGCGAGCGAAGCGAGCCAUGCGAGGGGACGCGGUGCACUAAUUGGGGUUCCCAGUCACUUUACGCAAAAAACGACACCAAAAAAAGUUAAAAAACUCAUGUCGACCUUUUCAUAUGUCGACCUUUCAUGUGUCGACCAUGUGUCAAUGUCGACCAUGUCAAUGUCGACCAAUAGUGGUCGACCAUAACAUGGUCGACCAUUCAUACCGGAACCCAUCAUAACAUGUAUGUUUAUAUGUGCUAAGCAGUUCUCCCUGCACUAUAUGGCCGUCGAUCUGCCACUGGUGUAAUGGUUAGCAUUACUGCUUCACAGCACUGAGGUUGAAGGUUCAAUUCCCACCAUGGCCCUGGAGCCUAUAUAUUCUCCCUGUGAUUGUGUGGGUUUCCGCUGGGUAAAUUAUACUGCUAGGUUAAUUGGCUGUUGACAACAUUUUUUUAGCCCUAGUGUGUGUGUACGUGCAUGUGAUAGGGAAUGUAGAUAGAGUGUAAGCUCCACUGGGGCAGGGGCUGAUAUGAAUGACCAAAUAUUCUCUGUAAAGUGCUGCGAAUAUGUGUGCGCUAUAUAAAUAAUUAAAAAAAUUAUAUACCUAUUUCAAUAAGAUUAACUUGCAGUGUUAAAGGGGUGCCAGUAUAACAAACAGAGCCUAUUUUCCAUUGCUCCACUAUAUUUUGAGCUAUUAGAUCACAUAUAAUUAUUACACUGAAAGACACAUAAUUGUACUUUCUUCUACUUAUUUGUGUAAAUAAUGCAUAAUAGUGACAUGUCAUUUUUAAGAAGCCCCAAUAACUAUCCACUGUGAGAAUGACAGCAGAUUAUGGGGGUCAUUCUGAGUUGAUCGCUAGCUGCAUUUUUCGCAGCGCAGCGAUCAGGCUAAAAAAAGGCAGUUCUGCGCAUGCGUAUGCGGCGCAAUGUGCACGCGCGAUGUACGGGCACAACGAACGAUAUAGUUUUGCACAGGGUCUAGCGAAGCAUUUCAGUCGCACUGGUGGCCGCAGAGUGAUUGACAUGAAGGGGGCGUUUCUGGGUGUCAACUGACCGUUUUCAGGGAGUGUUCGGAAAAACGCAGGCGUGCCAGGAAAAACGCAGGCGUGGCUGGGCGAACGCUGGGCGGGUUUGUGACGUCAAAAUAGGAACUGAACAGUCUGAAGUAAUCGCAAGCGCUGAGUAGGUUUUGAGCUACUCUGAAACUGCACAAAAAAACUUUGUAGCCGCUCUGCGAUACAUUCGUUCACACUUCUGCUAAGCUAAAAUACACUCCCAGUGGGCGGCGGCAUAGCGUUUGCACGGCUGCUAAAAACUGCUAGCGAGUGAUCAACUCGGAAUGACCCCCUAUGUCAAUUAACCAAACAAUAUCUGUGAUUGACAGUUUAAAUUCUUUUAGCAAAUAAGUGCAAUUGUACAACUUUCCAUAAAUGGGAUAGAUAUCCUCCCAUAUUUUACGGGGCAGCAGUGCUUGAGUCCCAUAAGCAGCUAAAUGUAUGAUGCAGCCACAAUAUAAAUGAAGUGACUUACAUAUUAUAAGUAACAGAUUAAAAUUAUUAUAAUUAAAAGAUGUAAUUUAAAAGGAUUGUUACCUGGGGGAGUUACCACAAUGUAGUAGUUAGUUGGGGAUAAGCAUACGUAUGAUCAUCACCUUUUAAAUGUUCAUCUGCUCAGACUGUAAAGAUUGAGAUAUACUGUAUAAUUAGUACCUGUGGGGAUUCAAACUGCUGGAGUUGAAUAAGGAAAUGAGGGGGUCUAUUCAUGAAGCAGUGAAAAGUGUGGAGAAG
This is a messenger RNA of Pseudophryne corroboree (corroboree frog), 7902 nucleotides long. It is a transcript of the gene DISP2, whose product is annotated as dispatched RND transporter family member 2. Gene Ontology annotation, biological process: smoothened signaling pathway. NCBI's taxonomy places the organism in Eukaryota, Metazoa, Chordata, Amphibia, Anura, Myobatrachidae. The record is from RefSeq and is a predicted model, not a curated record. Bases 669 to 5000 code for a protein of 1443 amino acids. Gene Ontology annotation, molecular function: transmembrane transporter activity. Gene Ontology annotation, cellular component: membrane. The transcript is spliced from 10 exons.